AUGGGGCACGAUCCGGUAGCAUUUUUGUUUGAAAAUUUGCAAGCUCACUACAAGCAUGACGAAAAGCAUGACGCAAAACUUGCACGUGCGAUAAUCGAUGCAAAGCAAAAGCACCCCCACGACGAAUUUUUUGUAAAGAUGGAGCAAAAACUGUUGACGACAUGGCAGGCAGAGGAAAAAGACGAGGGUCUAGUUUUCGAUCUUCUAGGAUUGGACAAGGUUGAGACUAACAUAUUUGCACUUCCGGCCAUGGAGACUUGGGUUUUGUACGUCCAAAAGUUAAAAGGGGAGAAAUGGAAGGUGGCCGUUUUGAAGUUUCUUCAAAGAAGUAAUUACGAUAUUCAUCAGGGCAACACGAUUGCAAACGCCAAGACUUCAGAUAUUGCUGCAAUGGUGGUGGUGCAAGCUUGGCUUCAGGAAGGAAAAGACGAUGCUGACGUAUUUGAACUUCUUGACGUGAUAAGUGAACCAAAUGGUAUCGAUCCUCGAUCUCUUCGUGUCUGGGCGUAUUUUGUAAAAAAGCUUAACGCUGCCACGUAUCGAGACAACAUUCCGGAUGAGGCUCGGUUGAUUACGCGCUUGCUGAAUUACGCAAAUGAAAGCGCUCUGGCAAGAGCGCUGGCAAAGUUGAAACAUAAAGAGCCUGAACAACACAUGUCCUUGUUCUUAACUCGCUUGCAAAACGAACAUUUUCAGCUGUGGAAGUCAAGAUACCAUGACAGGGAGAAGGUUAAACAGUACUUGGUUGACAAUCAUAUCAAUGAUGAGAGCGUUCAAAUGAUUAUGGUGGACUACGACCUUUUUCUUAAGGGCUCUUGA
Molecule: messenger RNA, 819 nt
Organism: Peronospora belbahrii
Lineage: Eukaryota; Oomycota; Peronosporomycetes; Peronosporales; Peronosporaceae
Source: the annotation of a GenBank genome assembly